AUGUCCGCUUGCGAUCUUCCGCAAGACCUCAUCUUCGAAAUCCUCUCAAGACUCCCAGUCAAAUCUCUCGUCCACCUCAAGUCCGUAUCCAAGCCGUGGCUCGCCCUGAUUAAGAACCCUAACUUCAUCUCUCUCCACCUCAAUCGCACCGCCAUGAACCCAAAUAACGACGCUGUAAUCAUCUACAGUCUCUCUCUAAGUCAACACCAUAUCAUGUCUCUCUUGUAUGUCAAUUCCAUUGACAACAAACCCAUCAAUCUCGACCACCCUUUGCCCCAAAUCUUCCCCCGGAUGGACUUGGUGGGUUCGUAUAACGGCAUAGUAUGUCUCAGUUGCCCACCUAACGGUCGAUUGAUCACCCUAUUGAACCCUGCAACGACACAGUACAAGGUGAUCCAACUGUUGAGCACAAGUUACAAUUUAGAUGAUGUUUAUAGUGUUUCUGUUGGCUUCGUAUUCGACCCAGUUGCCAAUGAUUACAAAAUCGUAGUAAUUUUGCAUAUGAAUCUGGAACUGCCAAGAGAGAAAAUACGAGUGAAAGUUGAAGUGUACUCGGCGAAGAACGAUUCCUGGAAAAUGAUUGAAGUUGAAACUCCGUUUUUCGUCAGCCGGACUAGGUGCAAUGCGAUUUUGAAGGGAAGUCCCUAUUGGACCGGCUUUAUUAGAGAUGAGGAGGAAGUAUCUGGAAUUCGUGAGGUUUUUGUACUUUUCGACCCACAGAAUGAGGUCUUUGGGCUAUGUCCAGUGCCGGAAUAUCCAGAACAGUUUACUUGCAACGAGGGUCCGGGUAGGAAGAUUGGACCAAUUCCGUUAAAGGUGGUGACGCUAAUUGAAUGUUGCAAGAAUGGAGAGAUUUUAGCAGAGGGCACUGAAGGAAAGUUGUUCCUGUAUGAUCCCAAAACUAAUGGAGUUAAGGACAUUCUCAUUGAUGAAGUUCGGGCGAAUUCAUAUAAAGCUUGUAGCUACACAGAGAGUUUAGUUUCAAUUGAGGGGAUGAAACAAGUAGGACAGAAGGGAUAGGUAAUCGUUAUGUAUAUUACCACUGUAUGCGAUUCUGAACCCUUUCUUCAAUUCGUUAAUGUUUUUUACUGGUGGGGAAUUAUGCUUUUGCUAG
Molecule: messenger RNA, 1114 nt
Organism: Ilex paraguariensis (yerba mate)
Lineage: Eukaryota; Viridiplantae; Streptophyta; Magnoliopsida; Aquifoliales; Aquifoliaceae
Source: the annotation of a GenBank genome assembly